AUGCUUUGUGCAUCAUUCUCUAUCAUGAUCACUGCUUUGUCCAUCUUAGGUUUGACCCUCACUGCGUCUGCCUUUCCUGGCAUGACAGCAAGAAGCGUCAAAACCCGGCAAGCUGUACCACCCGUCCCACUUCCACUCUCCCAAGUUGAAGGAAACUGUGGCAUCGUUCCUUGCACCACUUUCAACGCUGCUGAUCAGCUCGUUGACGUUCGCCCGGGUACUCCACACCAAUUCGUUCCCCCAGGUCCAAAUGACAAGAGAGGACCUUGUCCUGGACUCAAUGCUGCUGCUAACCAUAAUUUCAUUCCUCACAAUGGUAUCGGUACCGUCGCUCAGUUCAGUGCUGGCCUUGAAGAAGCUUACAACUUUACACCUGAACUCGGUACUGUUCUAGCUACGAUAGAAAUUGUUUUGACUGGAGAUCCUGUUGCAGGUACUUGGUCCAUCGGAGGUCCAUAUCCUGCAAGUCUCCUGGAAGGUCUACUCUCGAGCCCACAGGGUCUUUCCUUCUCUCACAAUGUCUACGAGACAGAUACUUCCAUGACUCGUGCCGAUGCUUACAUGAACAAUGGUGAUGCACACCACCUUCAAAUGGACCGAUUCAUGGCACUCUACAACCGCGCUGAGCUCUACACCCUCGAUAUCGUUCGCCAGCACAACAAGGACAUGCGCGAAUGGUCCGUUCAAAAUAAUCCAUACUAUUUCUCAGCUCCUUUUGCUGGUCUCGUCAGCCCAAUCGCACAUUCGAUCCCCCCUCUUUGCUUCAGCAAUCACUCGGAAACCAAUAUCCAAGGAUACCUGGAUAGAACCAUUCUCAAAUCUUUCUUCGGCGUCAGUGGUCCAGAAAACGCACUCGUCUACACGCCGGGUCACGAACGUAUUCCCCUCAAUUGGUACCGACGGCCAUCUAACAAUAAGCUUGGACUCGUAAACGGAUUGGUGAGUUUUUGCUGCCAUUCUCUAAUCUGCCAGCUAACAGCGACAGGCCGAUCUAGCUGUAACUGCUACCCGGUUCCCCGAACUCAUCUCCAUUGGCGGCAACACAGGCACAGUCAACUCAUUCGUCGGACUCAAUCCUGCGGAUGUAACUGGUGGCGUCUUCAACGCGACCAAUCUCCUGCGAGGUAACAACCUGGCUUGCUUCCUGCUUCAGGCAAUCCAAGCUGCGACACCUUCCUUACUUUCGGGUCUCGUCAGCGCUCUUGGUCUUUCAAGUGCUCUGGACUUGUUGAACAAUGUCAUCAAUCCGGUCAAGUCAACUAUGGCCUGUCCAUUGAUGACAACUUUCGACACUGGAGCUUUCGCUCAGUUCCCUGGUGCUAGCUACCAUCCGCUUUCCUAGGUGAAUUUCGCCCUUUUGAGUUGGCUGGAUAUAGCGAGUUACAUUUGUUCUGGUUGGAGACUAAUCUGCUGCGAAUGACGGUGAUGGGAGGGUCGUUGAGAGCUUGCGGGUGUCUUUCGGUAAUCUGGCAGUUCUUGCUAUGAUAAUAUUUCUCGAUCAAGCCUUUUCCAGUCCCUAAUGGAACUUUUCUUGACACUCUUCUGAUCACCAAAUUGAAACCCUUUGGUGGACAAGAUAAACCCUAACCCGAGGCAGCUCGGCUGUAAUGAGAGAACGGUUGGUCUCCUUCUACCAAGUCACAACUACUCCUUCCAAUACCAACAUCUCGCUGUCAAUCAUCUACACAAUUCUUAAGUUAGUUUCUGGCUUAUCUCACAGGAAACCUUAAACAAGCUCGGCCACGCCGUGUCUUUGCUGAGUCCUCGACUUAAUCACGACCACAAGCAUCAAACCCCUCAUCUCAAUCUUGUCUCCGAGCCCGCUACGCCAAUGUACGUUGAAACUUCAGAGAGACUUGAGUAAACACAACUGCUUGUAUUAGGUGUAGUUUGAUAAAAGAGUCACUGAAGUUCGGCUGCGUCGUAUAUAAUAUACAGACUAGUUCAGUUUGCGGUAGUCCAAAGAGCCAAGGCAUGUGUCGCCUGUUCCGAGCUUUAAAAUACCCCCGAGUUGUCUACGGAAGACGUCGCAAGAGAUUUCUCUACAGAUACACCAUCUAAUCAUUCUGAGGCCCUAAUCAUUUCCCAGGAAGUGCGCUAUAGCAAUAUUUUUCAAGGCUUCUGGGCUCUUGUUUUCAUGGAGAUGCUAAGCGAGAUCCCCAAAUAAUGGGGGUUCUUAUUAGUGCUCUCAUUUUCAAGCUUUUUUACAUUUAUCAACAAGCAAUUGAUGAAAGCCUUACUAUCAG
Cadophora gregata is the source of this 2246-nucleotide messenger RNA. RefSeq lists its product as uncharacterized. The transcript has 6 exons. The record is from RefSeq and is a predicted model, not a curated record. Bases 1 to 1128 code for a protein of 375 amino acids. Lineage: Eukaryota; Fungi; Ascomycota; Leotiomycetes; Helotiales; Ploettnerulaceae. Gene Ontology annotation, molecular function: peroxidase activity.